This is a messenger RNA of Trichechus manatus latirostris (Florida manatee), 2907 nucleotides long. RefSeq names its product PML-RARA regulated adaptor molecule 1 (gene PRAM1). The transcript has 10 exons. The record is from RefSeq and is a predicted model, not a curated record. Gene Ontology annotation, molecular function: protein binding. Bases 98 to 2200 code for a protein of 700 amino acids. Gene Ontology annotation, biological process: T cell receptor signaling pathway; protein localization to plasma membrane; integrin-mediated signaling pathway. Lineage: Eukaryota; Metazoa; Chordata; Mammalia; Sirenia; Trichechidae. Gene Ontology annotation, cellular component: plasma membrane.
UCCAGUGCUGGCCAGAGCAGAAGCCACAGUCAUUUCCUGAAGGCAGCAGCCCAGUGCUGGUCCCACGCGCCCUGCAGCCCGUCACCCACCUGCAGCCAUGGAGGAACAUCAGGACUUCUGGAGCCUCCAAGCAAAGUUCCAGGCCUCUCAGCCCGAGCCAAGUGAAUUCCCCAAGAAACCCCCAAAGCUUGAGUUCAACAAACUGCCAAAGAAAUUUCCACAGCCUGAGUCAGGCGAGCACCCCAAGAAGCCCUCACAGCCCGAGUUCAGUGCAGGCCCUAAGAAAGCCUCGCAGCCCGAGUUCAGUGCAGGCCCUAAGAAGGCCUCGCAGCCCGAGUUCAGUGCAGGCCCUAAGAAGGCCUCGCAGCCCGAGUUCAGUGCAGGCCCUAAGAAGGCCUCGCAGCCCGAGUUCAGUGCAGGCCCUAAGAAGGCCUCGCAGCCCGAGUUCAGUGCAGGCCCUAAGAAGGCCUCGCAGCCCGAGUUCAGUGCAGGCCCUAAGAAGGCCUCGCAGCCCGAGUUCAGUGCAGGCCCUAAGAAGUUCCCACCGCUUGAGGCCUGUCCAUUUCCGAAGAAGCACGAGUUCAGUGCAGGCCCUAAGAAGGCCUCACAGCCCGAGUUCAACGCAGGCCCUAAGAAGGCCUCGCAGCCCGAGUUCAGUGCAGGCCCUAAGAAGUUCCCACCGCUCGAGGCCUGUCCAUUUCCCAAGAAGCCCGAGUUCAGCGAGGCCCCUCAGAAGCCCCUGCAGCCGGAGCCCAGCAACCCCACCAGGCUACCCUCGGAACCCAAGUUCAGUGCACUUCCCAGGAAGCCCUGGCCGCCCGAAUCCAGCGAGGCCACCCUGAAGCCCCCACAGCUUGAGGUUGGGACCUUUUCCAAGAAGCCCCCACAGCCUGAGUCCGGGGUGCACCCCUGGAAGCCCCUGCUGCAGCCUGAGUUGAGUGAGGCCCCGCAGACACCGCCUUUGAGGCCGGAGCCCAGUGAGCCGCACCCCCAUCCCUCAAAGCCCGAGUUAGGUGCAUUUCCCAAAAAGGGCCUACAGCCUCAGCUCGGCAACUGCCCCAGGAAGUCCCCAGAGCCCAAGUUCAGUGAUCUUACGAGGACCGCCUCGGAUCCCAAGUUCGGUGUGUUUCCCAAGAAGCCGCAGCAGCCUGAACGCCAGGCACUGCUCAAGAAGACCCCACAGGCCGAGCUGGGCACCCUGCCCAGGACGUCCUCAGAGCCUGAGGUCAACUUGCUGCCCAGCAAGUUCUUACAGCCCGAAGGCCACAGGCCUUCCCACAGUUUCUCACAGCACGAUGCUGGUAGCCUGCCUCGGAAGCACCCACAGGCCAGGUUCUUCGGUGACUUCCCUCAGAGGCCCCCGCUCCCCAACUCAGUCUCGGAGAGCUCGCUGCCCACCGCCACGGGGGGCCUCAGCCCCAGGUUCCCACUCAGCCCUGGGUUUGGGGCCCGCCUAGCAGGGCAGCUGCGGCCAGGGGCCCUCCUCGCUCACAGUGGAGGCGUGAGGCUGGGCCUCGGACCCGGCCACCCACCCCGGCGCAGGCCUCUGCCCCCUGUCAGCAGCCUGGGACCCCCUCCCAUCAAGCCCCCACUGCCCCCAGGCCCCCCAGACAUGCAGAGCUUUCAGAGACCCUCGAUGGAAGCAGCCACAGCCCUGUGGAGGAGUCACUCCGCCACUGUGAUCAACUUCCAGGCCCAACAGCCCAAAGCAAUCCCGCAGGAGCCGGACCAGAUCUACGAGGUCUCCGACACCUACGACAACGCGGGGCUAGAAGACUCCAGCCCCAGCCCCAGGAGCAGAGAUGAAGUGCCGGCCCCACAGCAGGUCCCCAGGAAGCCUCCACAGGACCCAGAGCCCAGGAAGGAGAAGGCCCCCCAGACACAGCAGUUGCCACCCAUGGACCAGAAGACCCUAAAGCAAAUGAGGAAAGCGGAGAAAGCGGAGAGGGAGUUCCGGAAGAAGUUCAAGUUUGAGGGGGAGAUUGUGAUUCAGACGAAGAUGAUGAUCGACCCCAACGCCAAGACCCGCCGUGGGGGCGGCAAGCACCUGGGGAUCCGGCGUGGGGAGAUCCUGGAGGUGAUCGAGUUCACCAGCAAGGAGGAGAUGCUGUGCCGAGACACCAAGGGCAAAUACGGCUACGUCCCCAGGACAGCUCUGCUCCCCCUGGAAACGGAGGUGUAUGACGACGUUGCCUUCUAGGACCCUCUGGAGAGGCAGCCACCACCCUGGGAACAGUAAGGCCUGCACGUGUGGGUGCCCAAGACCAACCCAGCCACCGUGACAGCAGGACCCCAGUUUAGCAGCAGGCGCUGCCCAGGCUCGUCUGGCCACUCGGUCACAGACCACAUAAAGCUCCUCUGAAAAGUGAGCCCUGCUUUGUGUCUUUCCUUUACCUGCCUCAUUGCCACACGGGGUGAAGCACAGGUACAGAAAGCCAACUGGCCAGACUGCCUAGAGUCCUGCAGGGUCAUGGACACAGCUACUCCCCGGACCUUGUUCCUCGGGGAUCAGGGUGAAGGGAGCUCCUUGUGACCAGAUGCCUCUACCAAACCAACAGCCAACAGCUGGGGAACAAUGGGAGCAGAGCUUGUCAGAAGCCAGGCAGUGUACGGGUGGACACGGGUAGGAGAUGGCCCAUCCACCCAGGAGCAGCAGGCUGUACACACCUGUGCAGAGUAGGCCUGGGUGAUCACGUGCCGGUAUGUUUAACUCCCAAGUCCAUCAGUGCCUGUGCACAGAGCUCAGCCCGGGCCCCUGAAGAGGCAGAACACGCUCCAAGCCCUCACCCCACUUGGUGUGUCUUAACGAAGAAAAGCCAGGCUGGAAGCGAGCAUGGUGCAGCCUUUGUGCCCCCAGACCGCAAGUACCGCAUUAUCACAAUCGGGACUUAGAGACCACUGAGGUGU